Messenger RNA from Acytostelium subglobosum LB1, 1662 nucleotides. RefSeq lists its product as hypothetical. Gene Ontology annotation, cellular component: cytosol. The transcript has 3 exons. Lineage: Eukaryota; Evosea; Eumycetozoa; Acytosteliales; Acytosteliaceae. The record is from RefSeq and is a predicted model, not a curated record. Gene Ontology annotation, biological process: homocysteine metabolic process. Bases 1 to 1662 code for a protein of 553 amino acids. Gene Ontology annotation, molecular function: FMN binding; flavin adenine dinucleotide binding; [methionine synthase] reductase (NADPH) activity.
AUGUCUGAUUCUAAUACCAAUACCAUAACAGACCCUGCACCACUAACUAGUGAGUCGGAGGCGAGUGUCCAUCAUGAUACCAUCACACAACAAUCACCACUACCACUACCACAUUCAGAGUCAACACCAACAACUACAGCACCUACUACAUCUACUACUACUACUACAGUAGCACCACCAACAGCAGCAAAGAAGAAGAUUGUUUUGAAGAGGGCAGCUCCAUCAGCAUCAUCAACAAUCUUGGGUGAGCCACCAAAGUACAAUGUAAGGACUCCCACCACCACCUCAUCAUCAACAACCGAUCACAAUGCUGUUAAUUCAGUAGGUACCCUGGACUUGCCAAAUGCCCAACACAGGAGGGCAAAGGUCAUCAAGGCAAGAUUCCUUACACAGUUUCAAGAAGAUGUGGACGGUCAAACGACAACAACAACAUCAACAUCAACAUUACCACCUAUCAAGAGGGUGAUUGAACUGCAACUUCACUUGGGCGAAGGUGUUCAUUAUCAACCUGGAGACUACAUUGCAGUUUAUCCUCACAAUCCAACGGUCAUUGUUGAUCGCCUCAUUGCCAAGUUGAAGAGGUCAGCUGAUGAACUACUAGAGAUAACCUGCACCAAUGCUACUCAGCAGCUGCCACCUCAUUUGAUUCGUGCAAAUGGCAAAUCACUGCGACACCUGCUCACACAUGAGCUGGACAUCUGUGGCGUCGUGUCUAAACGACUACUGAAGCUCCUGUCUGAGCUCGCUCAAGAUACACAGGAGAAGGAGACAUUGGCAAAGUGCUCGACAAUUGAGGGCAAGGACAUCUAUGCCAAACUACUGGAGGAUCGCGUCACAUUGGUUGAUCUCCUCGAGACCUACACCUCGUGCAAGGAAGUGCCGCUGCAUCUGCUCUUGGACGUUGUAUCAGCACUGAUGCCUCGUGACUAUUCAAUCUCCUCAUCGCCUCUUACAUGUCCAACAGAGGCAUCGAUUGUGUUUAGUGUGGUCGAUGUGCCUCUAACCAAAGGCCACACGAUGGGACUGUGCACUUCCUAUCUCGAAUCACUCUGCACUCAACAUAAGCUAUUGGACUCUAAAGCCGACGAUAUUGAAUCAUCACUUUCAAACCUAUCAAUCAAAGAUGAUAAAUCAAUCGAUGGUGCUUGGAUAUCAUAUCAACUCAAGGCCACACCUCACUUCCAUUUACCAACGGACCAUACAAAGCCAUUGAUUAUGAUUGGACCUGGCACUGGUGUUGCACCAUUCAUUGGAUUCCUCCAACAUCUACGUCAUCAACAACUAAAGGGAGUGCGAUCAUUGUACUUUGGAUGUCGUAGUGAGAUGCGUGACUAUCUCUUCAAGGAUACAUUGCAAUCAUUCAUCAAUGAUGGAAUACUUGAUCAUCUACACACUGCAUUCUCCCGAGAGAGUCAAACCAACGAGGCAUUAGGAUACAUUCAAGACAAGAUCAAAGACAAUGCCAAACAACUCUUUGAUAUGAUCCAGUUAAACAAGGGAUACGUCUAUAUUUGCGGUGACGCCAAGGGUAUGGCAGUUGGGGUAAGGAAGACGUUUGUGGAGAUCAUCCAGGAACAAAUGAACUUGAAUGAGAAUGACGCUGCAGAGGUCUGGGUCACAUGGUCCAAGGAGAAGAGAUACUUGUUGGACGUUUGGUCAUAA